Trichoplax adhaerens is the source of this 1428-nucleotide messenger RNA. RefSeq lists its product as uncharacterized. NCBI's taxonomy places the organism in Eukaryota, Metazoa, Placozoa, Uniplacotomia, Trichoplacea, Trichoplacidae. The transcript has 8 exons. Bases 1 to 1428 code for a protein of 475 amino acids. The record is from RefSeq and is a predicted model, not a curated record.
AUGUCUCGAUUGAAUAUUAUAAGCCGCGAGUCCAACACAAGUCCAACAUCCGGAAAUGUCUUCAAUGGAAAUCAUGUUUUACCACGUCCAUCGACAAGAAGUGCUUGUUCUAUUCCAAUGCUGACUCGAAGAUCUGAUCAGGACGAUAGUUUGUCGCCGUCAAUAAGGGCUUCACCGCGUUCUGCAGAUGCAGACCAUGGAUAUCGACGAAACUAUAGCAGCAAUAGUGCACCAUCUUACACAGUUAAACAGAUGAAUUAUCUUAGAACACAUCCAAAGACAAGAUCCGCAGAUCCUCGAGUAAUUACUGAUAUUCCUAAUUUAACAAGAAAAUACAACAAAUCACUCUACGAUUCAUUGUCGCCACAAGAAUUCUUCAAAAAACGAAUGCAAACAAUUAGUCGCGCUAACGUGUCAAGUAGGAUGGAAAUUAUUUACGGCAGAAGCGAUGAAGACAUCGAAAUCAAUAGAUUGACCAAUAUUAAAGCUAACAAAAUUUUACAGACUUAUAAUACCGAUAAUACUACUAGCAAAUAUAUUUUUCAAAAGAAAAUUAAACCGCGUGGUUAUCGAAGAGAAAACUUCGGAACGUUACCCAUUCCGAGUAAUGUCCCUCUUGAUUCUUCAAGAAUGCUCGUAAUUAGGCCUGCAAAUGUAUCUCCAAGAUGCAGCAAUGAAGAUAAGAAACUACCGAGAUUAAAGCAAAAAAUGUCAGAAAUUCGAAAAGGAUGGGUAGAAGAGAAGGUCUCUUUAAGUCCAAAAUCGAAAGACCAGGCCCAUCUUCAUCAACCAGGAAAUGCCAACAGCUCUAAUCAUAUCACCAAUCAUAAUGAACCUAAAAAAGUAACAUUCUCUCUAGAAGAUCAGAAAUCAACUGCUACAGAUAAGGAUACACUAGAUCAUGAUGAUGAAAGUAAAGAUCAAACUGAGGGUUGGACACAAAAUUCAGUUGAAUUUAAUGUUAUCAUCAGUCCACGCCAUAGCCAAAGCUCUGUUAAGGCUGAAGAUUUACCCAAUCUAUCAAGCCCGAUGGAAACCAAUGAACUUGCCAUGUCUCAAUCCGAUAGCAAUCAUAAUUUUGAUAAUAAUCAUAAUUUAACCAGUAAUCAGGAACUAGAGAAAUGUGACGAUGAUGAUCGUCAUAUUGUGCAAGAAGAAAACAAAACUUUCAACGAACCAGAAUCUAGAAUGAAAGAUCAAGAUAAUUCAAAUCAAGACAUGCAAAAUAGCGAUAUAUUAGCGCAAGACAUAAGAGCUGACAAUAAUUGCGUGGAUAUUUCCGAUCAUAAAGAUGAUCAUCAAUCACAUCGUUUGAUGCUAGAUGAAACUGAGGAAUUACCAAUGGAUACAAUUCAAAGCUCGCAGCAAGUUGUUAUUGAAGUUUCCAAUCAAUUAGUAACAAACGAAGAAGAUGCAGAACAAGAUUAG